UUGAAUCCAACAAAACCCUUGAAAAUCACCACCAUAUCCGUGAUUCUUUUCUGUCCUUAUCCGUCUUCUCUCUCCCGCUUCCCUGUAAAUUCCUCUCUGAAUUAAUUUUUUGUUCUUCGAUUUCUUUUGGGACUAUUACCCAGUCCCUUUUUCAAUGAAAAGUAUUUCUUAUCUUUCACGAGAUGCAUUUCUGAUAGAUGUAGCUCGAAAUUGUCUGCGACACUUUUUUUUUUUUUUUUGUCUAUAUAUAUAGAGAUGUCGCAUGUGAUUCUGCGCUGAGUUCAAGCUUUUAACUAUCCAGCUUGAACUAUCUAACAGAUUUCUGGAAGUUCCAAUAUAAGUUCGAUGCUUGUUUGAUCACUCUGUUUAUUUAAGUUAUUCAAAUUGGGGUUGAUUUUAUUGACAGUAACUUUUUACUUGUUUGUUAGAGAUUUUUAUGGUUCAUGCUUUAAUUGUUUCUAAGUUUUGCCAUUUCAGUUCACGUUUUAAUUGCUUCAUGCUUCAUAGGAAUUAUGGUUUAGUUGGUUAUAUAUAGGCUAAUUUGCUACCAAUUUCAUAUAUGUUUUUCAAGUCCAGCUUUUGUCUUCUUCUAAUUUGCCCUAUCAGUCCCAUUUCUGCAAUUUUUUAAAGAUUAGUUAACAGAUUUCUCAGUUUCUGAGUCUGGGUUUUCCAAAUCUCAUCACUCUUCGAAUCGUUUUUCUUGAAUUUGAUCCUCUUUUUGGGUAGCAGAACCAUUUUUUAAUCUGGGUUUUUUUUUUUCAUAACAAUGAAAGGUUUCUUGCUGUUAAAACCAUUUGUUCUCUUCUUGCUAUUGCAUACUGUUGUGGCGAAGGAGUGUACGAACCAGUUUCCUCAGUCCCAUACUCUUCGAUACGAACUCUCCACUUCGAAAAACCAGACAUGGAAAGAAGAGGUGUUGGGUCACUACCACUUGACACCAACUGAUGAUUCGGCUUGGUCUGAUUUGCUGCCGAGAAAGAUGCUCAAGGAAGAAAACGAAGUGAGCUGGGCAAUGGAGUAUCGCAAAAUCAAAAAUCCCGGCGGGUUCCAAGCGCCCGGAAAUUUUCUUCAGGAGAUUUCAUUGCAUGAUGUCAGGUUGGAUCCCAUGUCGGUGCAGGGACGAGCACAGCAAACAAACUUGGAGUAUCUUUUGAUGUUGGAUCCUGAUAAUUUGGUAUGGAGUUUUAGGAAAACGGCUGGAUUGCCAACUCCAGGAACUCCUUAUGGAGGUUGGGAAGCCCCUGAUACUGAGCUCAGAGGUCAUUUUGUAGGCCAUUACUUAAGCGCAACAGCACAGAUGUGGGCUAGCACUCACAAUGAUACUCUCAAUAAGAAAAUGUCUGUAGUGGUGGCUGCUUUAUCAACCUGCCAGGAGAAGAUGGGAUCGGGAUAUCUUUCUGCUUUCUCCUCUGAGCUAUUUGAUCGUGUUGAAGCUCUUCAGUAUGUCUGGGCUCCAUACUAUACCGUUCAUAAGAUCUUUGCUGGUCUCUUAGAUCAGUAUAUCUUUGCUGGCAAUGAUCAUGCUUUAAAAAUGGCAACAUGGAUGGCUCAGUACUUUUACAACAGGGUUCAGCAUGUCAUAACGAAGUACAGUAUUGAACGACAUUGGCAAUCUCUUAACGAUGAAACUGGUGGAAUGAAUGAUGUUCUUUACAGAUUAUUCAGCUUAACGGGAGAUCCAAAGCAUUUAUUGUUGGCUCAUCUUUUCGACAAACCAUGCUUUCUAGGAUUGCUUGCAGUUCAGGCUGAUGAUAUAGCUGGCUUCCAUUCCAAUACCCACAUCCCUGUUGUUAUUGGAUCCCAAAUGCGUUAUGAAAUCACUGGAGAACCACUUUAUAAGGAAAUAAGCACAUUCUUCAUGGAAACUGUUAACUCUUCUCACAGUUAUGCAACAGGAGGGACAUCAUACAAUGAGUUCUGGAGAGAUCCAAAGCGAUUGGCAAGCACUCUUCAAACUGAAAAUGAAGAGUCGUGUACAACCUAUAACAUGUUAAAGGUUUCUCGGAACCUCUUUAGGUGGACAAAAGCAGCAGCAUAUGCAGACUACUAUGAACGUGCCUUGACAAACGGUGUGCUUGGCAUCCAGAGAGGAACAGAGCCUGGAAUAAUGAUUUACAUGCUACCACUAGGUCCUGGGUCUUCCAAGGGCAAGAGCUAUCAUGGAUGGGGGACAAAGUUUGAUUCCUUUUGGUGCUGCUAUGGUACAGGAAUUGAAUCGUUUUCAAAGUUGGGAGAUUCCUUAUAUUUUGAAGAGAAAGGAGAUAAUCCUAGUCUUUACAUCAUCCAGUAUGUAUCAAGCUCAGUUAAUUGGAAAUCAGGGCAAAUUUCCCUGAAUCAAAAAGUUGAUCCAGUUGUUUCUUGGGAUCCAUAUAUGCGAAUAACAAUCACAUUUUCUUCGGAAGAGGGGGUAGACAAAUCAUCUACCUUGAAUUUGCGGAUACCUAUUUGGACACAUCCGAAUGGUGCUGAAGCGAAAUUAAAUUCUGAAACUUUGCCUCUCCCACUUCCAGGUAGUUUCCUACCAGUUACUCAAAGCUGGAGUCCUAAUGACAAAUUAACACUGCAAUUACCUCUUAGCCUAAGAACUGAGGCCAUUAAAGAUGACCGCCCCGAAUAUGCUUCCUUCCAAGCAAUCCUUUAUGGUCCUUACCUUCUUGCGGGUUACAGUCAUGGCGAUUUGGACAUCAAAACUGGAUCGGUUAGUUCUCUUUCAGACUGGAUCACUCCCAUCCCCCAGCGCUACAAUGAGUACCUGGUUACCUUCUCCCAACAGUCUGGAAACUCUAAGUUUGUCUUGGCGAACUCGGACCAAUUGAUUAAAAUGGAGAAAUACCCUGAAUCCGGCACUGAUGCUGCUGUCGAUGCAACAUUUAGAGUCAUUUUGAGUGGACAAGCAUCAAACUUUUCAAGCCUAUCAGACUUAAUUGGCCAACAAGUCAUUCUUGAACCAUUUGAUUAUCCCGGGAAGGUUCUACUUCAAGAAUCAGACGGUGGGAUUUCAGUUGGUAACUCUCCUGCUGAAGAGGAUGCUUCCAGCUUCCUGUUAGUCACCGGAUUGGAUGGGAAAGAUGGAACAGUGUCAUUGGAAUCCCAAAGCCAAAAGGGUUGUUUUGUGUACAGUGGUGUGGACUAUGAGGCAGGUGCAGGCCUGAGUCUCAGGUGCAAAGACAAGAAGGGUGGAUUUAAUAACCAAGCAGCCAGUUUUGUAAUGAAGAAGGGACUAGUUGACUACCAUCCUAUCAGUUUUACUGCAAAAGGGGCCAAGAGGAGCUUUGUUUUGUCACCAUUAAUGAGCUUCAGAGAUGAAUCAUAUACUGUUUACUUCAGUAUUUACCAGUAACAUAUAAGUAUAUCUAGGGAUUCAAGUUUCAACAAGUCGAUUAUGCUAUUAUUAUAGUUUUUAUUUUUGAAAAUAUGUUAUUAAUCUAUUGGGUCUCUAUGAAAGCAAAUUGCUGAAGAGACGAUUGUUUUUGCUUUGCAA
This is a messenger RNA of Carica papaya (papaya), 3481 nucleotides long. RefSeq lists its product as uncharacterized. Gene Ontology annotation, molecular function: alpha-L-arabinofuranosidase activity. NCBI's taxonomy places the organism in Eukaryota, Viridiplantae, Streptophyta, Magnoliopsida, Brassicales, Caricaceae. The record is from RefSeq and is a predicted model, not a curated record. Gene Ontology annotation, biological process: L-arabinose metabolic process.